GUACACAAACCUUCAGCUGAUGACGUGUACACCUAAGCACCGUUAGCCAUCCUGCUAGCUCAGCCAGCUGUCAGAAUAAAGGCGUUCUACAUAAAAUAAACAUUGCCAAGAGGAGAGUUGGAAAGGUUUAUUGGAUGAAAGAAAAAUGGAGACACUUUAUCAUCAGACAAACAAGCAAAUCCAUGAGAUUCAGUCUAUGAUGGGGAACCUGGAGAGAACAGACCGACAGUCCGUUCACUUGCUGGAGAAUGAGCUGCAGCACAGAAUCGACCAGACUUUUAACCACUUAGAACGCCUCGAAAUUCUGGCCAGCAAGGAGCCACCGAACCGCCGUCAGAACGCCAAAGUACGAGUGGACCAACUCAAAUACGAUGUCCAACACAUUCGGAGCGCCCUGCAAAACUUCCAGCACCGACGCUACACACAGGAGGCUCAGGAGAGAGAAAGAGAGGAGCUGCUGAGCAGAACCUUCACCACCAAUGACGCAGACACCUCCAUCCCCAUCGACGAGACCCUACAGUUUAACUCCAGUUUGCACAACGCGCACAGAGGCAUGGACGACCUGCUGGGCAGCGGCAGCAGCAUUCUCAACGGAAUCCGAGAACAGAGAUCCACGCUAAAGGGGACCCAUAAGAAGAUGCUGGAUGUGGCCAACAUGCUGGGCUUGUCGAACACAGUGAUGAGACUGAUAGAGAAGCGAGCUACCCAAGAUAAGUUCAUCAUGAUCGGAGGCAUGCUGUUGACCUGCGUUGUCAUCUUCCUGGUCAUCAGAUACCUGGGCUGAACAGCAGUCUGUGGGUCACUAACGGACAGUUCCGCAACACAACGUCCCUCAUGAUAUGAAACCUAAAUUCGUAAGAUCGGUUAAAGAUGAGUAAUUUAUUAAGUGACGCCAUCAGGGCAGUCAUUUCUUACACUUUCAGUUUCAGGAGGAACCUGAACCUUCCUCUCUCAAACAGUACUCAUCACUUUAAUGUGCUUUCGCCAUAACAGAAGCUUUUUAGUUCUCUUUUAUAAGUUGCAAUCAGUAUUGACCUUCAUUCUGCCUGGAUUAAGUUUUAAACAAUGAAAGCCAAUAGUAUAAUAUAGAAACAAGAAUAAUGUUUUUUGUUUUUUUUUCAUUUUUGGAUUAUGUUCAUAGUUCAGUCAUCUGGACUCCACAGAUGCAGGACUUUUUCUCUCAUCAGACUUGAUGAUGUCACUAACAUGUGCCUGAAAACAGUCAUUAUGUAAUUGUUGUAUGUUUUACUCAUGGUGUAUACCUGUGUCUAGUCUCACUAUGUGAGUUUUUCAAAUUCUCUUAAUAAAAAGUUAAUAUUAUAACCGGUGUGUUCUCAACCUAACUGAAGAUGAAAACGAUCCCACUCAAGUCUAUUGGAUAUGAAGAGCAGCGUCCAGCGUUUCUGAUUCAACACUGACCCCUGCUGGGGGAACGGUGUCAUUGUAUGCCUGUAUCUAUCAAUACUAAUAGGUGUAAUAAUAUUUACGACUGACAACCCCUUUUUGGAGGGUAACCUUAUAGGGCUUGACACGUCACUUAAGCAGCCAAGGCAGACAUCCUACAGUAAGAUACAGCAAAUCAGAUGCAGUUGCAAUAAUCAACCAGAAGAUGGCAAAUGUAUUCCAGCUUCUUAUAUCGUCUUUAUUUGUGCUACAGUGAGGAAAUGUCCUUUUUACAUGUGUGAUUUCUUCCUCUGUGAAUAAGAAUAGCACUUUUGUAGAAAUACAGUCGGUCAAGGUACGUUCGGUGGAUUUUUUUUUUUUUAAAGCAAUGGCUGUGAAUAUGCUUAAGUGGAAGACAAGAGGGCUUUGACAAUAAUCGUCUCUACCAUAGGGAGCGUUGCAGAAAGUUUGAGCACUACAUUAUACGAAGAAGAAGGCGUUAUGCUCUUCAACAUUGAUAUUUGCCAAAUAGGAGUUUGAUUAAUUGCAGAGUAGAUAAUCUCUAUAACUUAUGAUGAACAAUAGACAUGUUUGUAAAGUGACAGAACGCAGAAAUAUAUAUAAUUUAUAAAAAAUAACAAAAUUAUAGUGGUAGAGAGUGUUAGCAUGGCAAACUAAGAAACCGACUACAUAAAAAUAUUUUUGUUCCAGUUGUUAUUUUUGUUUUAAUUUUAAGGAUUGUUGUUCUUAAAAAUGCUACCGGCUAUGCUAAUGGAAUUAGUACCAAUCCCUUUGCACUGGAGCCAACAUUCCCAGCAUUCACCUGCAGAGGGCUGGGUACGAACAUUCAAACUUACAUUUGUAUCUGUGGUUUAGAAUUAAUUUAAUAACGCAUGUUUUUGAAAUUUGGGAGGAAGUAGAAAUAUCUGAAAAAACCCAACACACCAACCACACGCACAGAUGAAGAACAAGCAAACAAACAUACUGAAAGACCAUUAGUUGCCACUGGGGAUUAGAUCAAUUAACUUCUUCCUGUGAGCCCACAGCAUUUGUUCACCAUGUGGCCACUAUCCCUCAACUCUUUCAGCAGACAAAUGACAAUCAUUUAAACAACUCGCAUAAAUACAUAGCUGCCUGAGAACUGUGAGCCACAGAGACUUUCAAGAAAAUCAUUUUUAAUUUUAUUACCAUUCAACUCACAAAUCGAUAGUGGUGGAGUUGCUUUCUUCCUCCAGUCACUUGUCAGGUUUAGUUAAUAUAGUUUAACAGGAACUCUGAUGGAAUCCCUAAAAUACAUCUCUGGCUUUUCUGAUUUUCCCAUAGUGUUAAGGUUCUUUUUACAGCACUAUCACCAUGAAACCAAACCUGGACAGUCACUCUGGACAGUCCAUUCUCUCAACCACAUUUUCCGGUACCAUUGCUCAGUUCAUAAGCAAUGGUAUGAGAACAGAAACCGCAAAAACAAAUUAAACUACAUACAGUAAGGUUCGGAGUCAUCUUCCUAGAAAACUCUCAUACACAAACCAAAACAAACAGACACCAGGAUGCACACAAGCAUUUCCGACAACCUCCAUUCACACCUCGACUCUACUGUUCCUUAUGAUGACUCUCAGGUCAGCACACGGAGGCCAAAUACAAUCUUUUCCACCUGUGAGUUUGAACCAACGAAACCGACCUAA
Molecule: messenger RNA, 3062 nt
Organism: Cynoglossus semilaevis (tongue sole)
Lineage: Eukaryota; Metazoa; Chordata; Actinopteri; Pleuronectiformes; Cynoglossidae
Gene: gosr2
Product: golgi SNAP receptor complex member 2
Exons: 6
Coding region: 146-784 (212 amino acids)
Biological process (GO): vesicle fusion; intra-Golgi vesicle-mediated transport
Cellular component (GO): SNARE complex; late endosome membrane; Golgi apparatus
Molecular function (GO): SNAP receptor activity; SNARE binding
Source: RefSeq, a predicted model, not a curated record